Penicilliopsis zonata CBS 506.65 is the source of this 2301-nucleotide messenger RNA. RefSeq lists its product as hypothetical. NCBI's taxonomy places the organism in Eukaryota, Fungi, Ascomycota, Eurotiomycetes, Eurotiales, Aspergillaceae. Bases 1 to 2301 code for a protein of 766 amino acids. The transcript has 2 exons. The record is from RefSeq and is a predicted model, not a curated record.
AUGGAAGACUCCGUCCUGGUCCAUUCCCAGGCCAGACAUUCCACUUCUAGACGCCCUCGACGCCCUCGACGCCCUCGACGCCCGCGACGGCCACCACAACGGGGGAAAUGGAUUUCUCGUGCCCGUGAGCUGCUGUCGUACCUUCCCCGGCCCUUCCGACCGGAUAAUCUCGACGACCGGUGGAUUGUCGGCGCUUUAAUCUGCAGUAUCUCGUCGACUGUUGUUUUCUGCAUCAAUAUCAUACUGGCCCUGGUGGCUACGGGGAUCGCCAUCCGAGAAAGCAGCAGCAGCAGCAGCAGCAGUGGCAAUCAUUUUGUUAAAUCAUCUCUGUACGAUGGCCAGUGCAGCGUGUCCCGGCACUGGGCGACGGGAAUCCACGUUCUUAUCAACAUCCUGGGCACGCUGCUUCUGGGGGCCAGCAACUACGUGAUGCAGUGUCUGGCCGCCCCUACGCGGGCAGACAUUGACGUCGCCCAUCGCCGGCGGCAGUGGCUUGACGUGGGCAUCUUCAGCAUCCGCAAUUUCGUCUCGAUGGACACCAGACGGAAGAUCCUGUGGGCGUUUCUCUUCUUCAGCUCGAUACCGAUCCAUAUGCUGUCCAAUUCGGUCAUCUUCUCGUCCAUGACGUCGCUGGAUUAUGGGAUGAUGGUCAUCCCUAACGAUCUGCAGCCCGACGAGCCCCUGGUGAACGGCUGGAGGGAGGCGUAUGCAUUUGAAACGGCGGUCGGAUCGCCGCCGUCCACCGUCCAGGCAGAGCUGUUCAAUGGAACGUUCUACAACCUGACGACGCGCGAAUGUUUCAACCAGUACGACGUGCAGUACAACACGCACCUGGGCACGCUCGUCUUGGUCGUCGACCGGCUCGCCAUGGGCAACGCAAGCAGCAUGGCAGCCGCGCUGGAGUUCAGUGACAACAUCGCCGCCAUCACUUCCAUCUACGACAUGGUCGACGACGGGUAUAAGUCGAUGCUCGUCGACGAGAUCGACCGCGGCAACUGGACCGUCGCGCCCGUGAACUGGACCGACAGUGUCUUGGGCAUCGUCGUCAACACGACGGUGACCCCCACCGCCAUCGAGUACUGCAUGACCAGGGAGGUCGCACAGCGCUGCCAGCUCUUCUUCAGCCCGCUCAUCGCCCUCGUCGUCCUCCUCGCCAACCUCGCCAAGGUGGUCUGCAUGUUCCUCGCCGCCCGCAACGGCCGCUCCAUGCUGCUGCUGCGUGUCGGCGACGCCGUGGCCUCGUUCCUGGACCGGCCCGAUCCCGCUACAGACGGUUGCUGCCUGAUGUCUCAGGCCGACGCGUCCAAAUGGGGCGGGCGCCGACUGAUCCUCCGGAAACGGCUAGUCUCACGGCUAGGGUUAGGGUUAGGGUUAGGGUUAGGGCUGCGCUCCUCCCCGGACAUCCUCCCCAUGACGCUUUUGGACAACAACCGGGCCAAGGGGAUGAUGAUACAAUCAACCGUAGCCACUCCGACCUCCAUGGCCCGUCGCCUGCCGAAAAAAAGGCGGUUCUGGUUCAAAGCCGUGGGCGGCCAGCGGUUGACGGUGAUCAUCGUGUUGCUGCUCUUCACCGAGCUGGUCUCCAUCUAUCUGUACACGCUGGCCUCGGAGGGCCUCACGCUGUCCGACCAGUAUUCCUUAGGGUUUGGCAAGGCGAACACAGACACGCUGACCAACAUCGACAUGCGAGGGGGCGGGAUCCUGGCGACGGUGCUGUUGAGCAACACGCCGCAGCUGGUGCUCUCGCUUCUGUACGUGCUCGUCAACGGCGCCCUGACCUCCAUGCUGCUCGCGGCCGAAUACGACCAGUACGCGACGCAGCGCAAACCGUUGCGUGUCUCGAACCCGCACGGCCAGCAGCGAUCCCGCUAUUACCUCGCCAUGCCCUAUCGGUACGGCGUGCCCUUUCUGGUGCUCGCCGCCCUCUUCCACUGGCUGCUGUCGGAAAGCUUCUUCUUCAUCACCAUCUCCGUGUAUAGCGUCAUGGGCACGGUCGACGAGGACGCCUCCAGCCAGGGCUGCUGCUACUCGCCCCUGGCCGUCUUCAUUGCCCUGCUCCUCGAGUCUAUUCUCCUCCUCGUCCUGCUGGCCAUCAGUCUGCGCCGGUUCAAAUCGCGCAUCCCGCUGGCGGCCCAUUGCAGUGCUGCCAUCAGUGCCUUGUGUCAUCCGCCGGCGGAUGAUACAGACGCUGCCCUCAAGCCUGUCAUGUGGGGGGAGGUCAUCUCCCAGUCCCCGGAUCCUCAUUGUUCUUUUACCUCUUUAGAUGUCCUGGAGCCUACUAGAGACAAGUUGUAUACAUAG